This is a messenger RNA of Physella acuta, 2176 nucleotides long. RefSeq lists its product as uncharacterized. The record is from RefSeq and is a predicted model, not a curated record. NCBI's taxonomy places the organism in Eukaryota, Metazoa, Mollusca, Gastropoda, Physidae.
GACUUUGACACAUGGAGAUUGAUGGAUAGGAGAUUCAUGUAGAAAAGAAAAUCUAUUUAUCGAUACUUACUUAAUGAAGGGCAGCUUCCAUCAUAAAACGAUGUUUGAGGAAGAAGAGAUAACGUGCGAUAAGAUCUACCCCGGAAGAGGCGGAAAAUGGAAAAACCCAGACUGGCCGUUAAGAAAUAGUGAGCCAUGGAUAAUCCGUCUUCGCGACGAGCUGUACAUGGAACUGGGCAUCCCACUACAGCUGCCUCUACGGGUCCUGUUCAUCUUCUUCCCCAUUUUAAUAGCUUUUGCGUGUUGGCAGGUCAAGGUGACACUGGAAUACCUAGAAAUUUUCCAGCUCUUUGAUCAACUAGAAAUUUCUCUCCAAUCCACUUUGAAGGCACUGCUUGCUUUGGUCACGACCUGCACCCACAUUUUCCUGUUUAUUAUGUUCGUGGACAGGUGUGAGAGACACUACGAUAGAGAAACGACACUGGAAGAAACUCUUGCUAUAAACGAGACUUAUAAGCGGCCUAAAGACAUGAGAAAAAAACGUGAGUUCCUUAAAGAAAAGACAAAUUUAAAGGAUAGUCCAGUUUUAUCCAUUGAGCUUGAUGACGUCAUUUAUCGUUACGCCUGGCAGAAGAUGAUCAAGGAGUCGGAUGACAUCGAACAGUGGAUGAUGGAGGAAACUAAGGGUCGCUACACCUGUGAGGUGGACUGGACGGCGCUGACCAUCGACCACAAGGUCACCAAGUUCUCUCCCAAGGUGAAGGACGGAACUGUGAUCAAACACCACCGUGGUGAUGUGGAAACAGGCAAACAAUGGGUUACGCUCUUCUCAAGUUUCUAUGACAACAAAGCCGAUUGUUCACAAAGUCACACUUUUAAAAGAUCAUGUGAUACCACCACAUGGGUGGACGUGGACCUAGAACAAUGUUACACGGUCAACAAAGAGGCGUGUGCCCUGUUAAACAUCCCUAAUGAGUAUUUAAGAGUGGGCAUAGACAAUACUCUCAACCUAAACAAGGUCAAAGGUGAAGUGUUCCAAAAGGUUAAAACAUGGGAGAUAAACACGAAGGUUGAAGUUGAGCCAUCAUCCCGAGCCCAUGCUCAGCUACUAGCAAGACAAGAAUGCUCUGUCGUGGAGUUUGAGAUUCGAACCACUCUAGCACACCGUAAAGGAGUGCUCCCUAUCACCUUCUCAGGCGACGAACAUUGCGGGCUCCUAUUUUUUGUGAACAUUGAGAACUUACAUGAGGCUUUUAGACUUGUUGGAGAUGGUGGAGUUCUAACAGAAGAAGAAAUGGCCUGUGUGGAGUUUGUGGAGGAGAAGUGGCUGGACGAAGAUGGCGUGGAGCACUCGACCACCCACCCCCAGAUCAUCACCCGGGGCACCUGUGUCUACCUCGGCUGGACUGACCAGAAAGUGGACAUCAAGACCAGUCCAUUGUCAAUGGACGAGUCCACUUCUGAUGGGGACAGCAGCAUCAUGUCCGUCAGUCACACGGAAGAUGACUCAAGCGUCAACUCAUUUGUUGUCGUCGAUUAACUCGACCUGCGUCUGCUGAUGGUAUCGAUACCAAAUAUCCUCUAACCCCAACAAUGUUUGUUACGAUACACACACAACAUUUGUAUUAGUCUUAAACCAAACGCUAAGCAGCCAUUCACGUCACUUUACAAGUAUAAUCCAACCACUUUAAACGAUUAAAACAAUUUUUUUUUCUGAAAUCAUUAUUUAACCAAGUCUUCAAUGUUUUAGGAUUUUAAUAAUUUCAAACUAACAUGAGUGAAAACAAGCAUUUCAAGAUCUGCAUUUAAUUAUUUUUUAAUUAAUUUAGUUCCUUUAAUAUUUAAAUUAGCUUAGCUGUUAAAUGAGGUAAAAGCGUAUGUUGGUACUGGCAUAUUAAUAUUCAACACAUAGGAACCAGCAAUUGUUGCAACGUUCUAUUAAGUAAUGGCAUGGAGAAAAUAUUGAGACAAUUUUUAAAAAUUCUAUCUUCAUAGUGUGAAUAGAUGGAAAUCAUUUCAUUUGUAGCUAAUUAUGCUGAUAAGGUUCAUAUUUAUCACAAAAUAUUUAGAAAAAAAUAUUAAAAAGGGCAAUUUUAUAAAAUUAAGCAUGAUUUUUUAUCAAAUUGCAUCAAUAUUUUUAAUACAUAGAUUUAUAAAAUGAAUAAAAAUUCGUUAU